This is a messenger RNA of Hevea brasiliensis (rubber tree), 2487 nucleotides long. RefSeq lists its product as uncharacterized. Lineage: Eukaryota; Viridiplantae; Streptophyta; Magnoliopsida; Malpighiales; Euphorbiaceae. The record is from RefSeq and is a predicted model, not a curated record. The transcript has 7 exons. Bases 327 to 2117 code for a protein of 596 amino acids.
UCAUUCACCCACGCUCUUUCCUUCAAAAUUCAACCCUUUUCUAUUAUUCCUAUAUGCCAAGCGCGCUCUCUCCCUCUCCAAUUCAAAUAAUAAGCAUUUCAAUCACAGAUCUCCUCUUCUCUUUUAUAAACCCUAACUAUCCUUUCCAUUCUACCUUCAUUCACUCCCUUCUCCACAAAGAUUCUACCUUUAUUUUUCUUUCUGUGGUUUUUCGUUCGUUUUCAUUCAUGGGUUACUGCAAACCCCUCUUGAAUUUGAAGUUUUUUUUGAGUCUUUUUUAAUUUUGUACUAGAAAAGUGUUGAACUUGAACUGGGUUUCCAAUUGAAUGGAGAAUCAGGGUGAUUUACGGUUGUUGGGAUCUGAUUUUACGGAGAUUGGAGAGAAGCGAAGUAGUGGUGAAUCGGGAGAGAAACAAGAAAGUGCUCGUAAGCGGAUUAAAAUGCGAAAUCUUGAUUCUGUGUUGGGAUCUGAAGAAACCAGCACUCAUCAUUUGAAAAGUAGAGAAGCUAGUGACCAAUUUCAGUUUAGUGAAGAAAUUUCGCACGUUACCAAUUUGCCUGUAACCUUGGAUCUGGAUGCUACUCAAGUAGAAAGACGUGGGAGGACUUCGUUAACAAUUGAGGUCAAUCCUGCCCCUAGAAUACUGGAUCUCAAUAGUGAGGCUUGUGUUACUAAUAAUUCAGCUAGCAAUGGAAGUGCAGAACAUGCUGAGACUUUUAAGAAAGUCUCCUUGCUUAAGCAGCAUGAUAGAGAAUAUGACAGUAAAUGUGUAACCUCUGGAGGGAUUGGCUUGGAUCUCAAUGCAGAAGAUGUUACUAGCUUUAUAAACCAGGAAUCAUUUCAUUCGACCAAAAAUCAUGACCAAUUGAAAUCAAGAAGGGAAGCUUCUGAGUGUGGGAGUACUACUGGUCCAGUGGAGGGGAAAGAUCCAUUGAGAGUUUGGAAGGAGAUGAAGCAAAAUGAUUUUCUCUCAUAUUCUCGUGGAGGCAUUUCAAUUCAAAGUGGUUUAAUCUCACCUUCACAUGGAGGGAUACCAAUGCCAAAGCAACGUGGGAGAAAAAGCAAGAAUGAUCUUCUCAAGAAAAAGAUGGAGCUUGCAAAGAAAGAACAAGUGGAUAGGUUCACAAAAAUUGCUGCUCCAAGUGGACUGUUAAAUGGAUUGAACCCUGGGAUUAUAAACCAUGUAAGGAACAAAAAACAGGUCCAUUCCAUAAUAGAGGCCCUAGUGAGGUCUGAAAAACUUCAAAAUGGUCGUGUUGAAUCCAAAGAAGAGAGCCGGCUAAAAACUGAAACUAAAGAAACCAGCAAUGUAAGUGAUUCAGGAAUACAUCUACUCAGUUUUUCUCAAGGAAAUGGGGCUUCAGCUAUUUUAUCUGGGAACAAACAAAUAGGAGGAUACCAUAUAUUAUCCAGAGAGGGUGAUGCCAGCAUGGUAGAUAGGAUAUGUGGUAGAAAUUCUGUCUCACAUUCCACUGUUCUCAUUGAGGAUGAUUCAUUAGCACUGAAGUUAUCAACAUCAACCAAGGUAUCUGAGGAAUCUAGCACUUUUUCUAAUGAGGAAUCAACAAAUGUCAGUAGCAUUUCUUCUCUUUCUGUAAGAGCUGCUAGCGUUGCUUCUCAAUGGCUAGAACUUCUUCAUCAAGACAUUAAAGGGCGCCUCUCAGCAUUGCGACGCAGUAAGAAAAGAGUUCGAGCUGUAAUUACGACAGAGUUACCUUUUUUAAUAUCAAAAGAAUUCCCAUCUAAUCAAGAGAAUGACCCUUUUAUUAUGAAAACUUCAUCCGAUGGAAUGUCCAGUAGUGCAGUAUCUGCCAUGCAUCAAGCAAGAUGGAGAACAUUGUUUGAUCAGAUGGAUAAAGCACUUUCUGAAGAAGAGAAGCAACUUGAAAGUUGGUUGAGCCAAGUAAAAGAAAUGCAGCUGCACUGUGAUCAGGGGCUGGAAAAUUUCCAAUGGAAUGCAAUUUUUGGUUUCCAACAGCAGGAAACAUCAGAAAAUUACACUAGAAUUGGGAAUGCUGACAGCUUUGAGAGGGAAUUAGCUGUUAGAGCUGCUGCAGCUUCCAUCUAUUCAACCUGUAGUUUUCUGAUGUCAAAGGAGAAUGUAUCAUGCUUCUGAUCUCGUUAACAAUAAUUUCUUUUUUCUCCCUUCAACCUAUCUUAUUGUGGUGACUUCCCCAAUACUAAACUGAUUAAGUGUUUACUUUUACAAGGCUAUGCAGCUUAGCAAUAGCAAGUCUGUAACAUCAGGAAAUGGAACUCUUUUAACCUUUUCUUUAGUUUAAAUUUAUCUCAGCAGUGUCAGGGUAGUGCUAGAAUCUGAUUGUUAGAACUCUAGUUGCAUAAUCAAAGAAGUGCUAGAAUCUGUUUUUCAGGUUCCAUGAUGUUUCCUUUUUUUUUUUCCCCCUUGGAUUGUAUCUGAAUGUAGAAUGAUUUGAAAUUUUUAAUUUUGUCAUUGAUGACAAUCUUAUCUCAUUUUUUACUUUCAA